This is a messenger RNA of Neodiprion fabricii, 530 nucleotides long. RefSeq lists its product as uncharacterized. NCBI's taxonomy places the organism in Eukaryota, Metazoa, Arthropoda, Insecta, Hymenoptera, Diprionidae. The transcript has 3 exons. The record is from RefSeq and is a predicted model, not a curated record. The coding region runs from base 63 to 530 and encodes 155 amino acids.
AGUUUUUUAAUCAAAACAUUUUAAUUUAUUUAACGGACAAUUCAAGUUUUUAUUACUUAAAAAUGGGUGGACAUAAGAGGAAAUCUUCUGAUCGAGACAAAGAUUAUGAAAAAUUAAAAAAGCGACUGCGUGAAAUGGAAAAGAAGCUGGAAAAACGCGAACAGAGGAUAAACAACGACAAGGAGAAUGACAAUGGCGGUGCUCAGAAUGGAAAGUUAGAGACUCCAGGGAGCACUGUGAACGCCACACCGAAAAAUCCGGAGGAGAGAGAAACUCCAGUUAUAGAUUUAUCAAAUGAAAAUGAAACUGGGGAAACAUCACAAGAAACACAAUCAGCCAGUGGGGUUACAGAAACUUUAGACCUGGACCCAGAGAUCCUAAAAAUCAUCGGAGAAACUCCAGCGUCUGAGCCAGAAGGCUUAAAACUAUCAAGUCAUAUUUCUAAUCGCUGGAAAAUGUGGCUCAAAACGGGACAAACUAAAGAAACUAAAGAGCUUCUACUCAAAAAAUACCCCAGAAAAGAGAGAUAA